Molecule: messenger RNA, 3059 nt
Organism: Hirundo rustica (Barn swallow)
Lineage: Eukaryota; Metazoa; Chordata; Aves; Passeriformes; Hirundinidae
Gene: VWA1
Product: von Willebrand factor A domain containing 1
Exons: 6
Coding region: 1-1449 (482 amino acids)
Molecular function (GO): protein binding
Source: RefSeq, a predicted model, not a curated record
AUGCGGCUCCUCUUCAGCAUGGGUCCCCAGCCAUCCAUCUCCAACUCGGAGGGGGACCUCCUGUUCCUGCUGGACAGCUCUGCCAGCGUCUCCCACUACGAGUUCUCCAAGGUCAAGGAAUUCAUGUGGGACCUCCUGCGCCCUUUCACCUUCGGCCCCAGGGACGUCCAGACCGGCAUCAUCCACAUCAGCACCACGCCCACCAUGGAGUUCCCCUUCGACCGGUACCCGAGCAGCGGCGCCCUGCGAAAAGCCAUCGGCGCCACGCGGCAGCUCAUGGGCGACACCAACACGGGCCAAGCGCUGGCCUUCGCCAAGGAAAAGCUCUUCAGCGGCGAGGCCGGCGCCCGGCCCGACGUGCCCAAGGUGCUGGUGUGGGUGACGGACGGCUUCUCCACGGACGACAUCUCCGAGCCCAUGCGGCUGCUCAAGGACCUGGGCGUCACCGUGUUCAUCGUCAGCACCGGCCGCGGGAACUUCCUGGAGCUGUCGGCGGCCGCCAGCCAGCCCUCGGAAAAACACCUGCACUUCGUGGACGUGGAUGACCUGCCCAUCAUCACCCAGGAGCUCCGGGCCGGGAUCCUAGAUGCCAUCCAGGCCAACCGGCUCCACGCCACAGACGUCACCUCCAGCAGCUUCCGCCUGACGUGGCCCAAGCUGCUGUCCCAGGAAACCGGCUACUACAGCCUGGAAUACGGCCCGAGAGCGCAGCCGGCGAGGAAGAGCACGCGGCAGGUGUCUGGGGCUCACACCAGCCUCGUGCUCAGCGACCUGGCACCAGAAACCACCUACGAGGUGGCUCUGAUCCCUGAAUCCAACGUGCACUACUUCCCCCCGCAGACCACCAGCGUGACGACGCUGGCAGAGGAAAUCAGCCCAGUUCAGGUCCUGAUCUCGGAGUCUGGGCCUCACAGCUUCCACGUGAGCUGGGCUCCUGUGCUGGACAGCGUGGCCACCUACCAGGUCCUGUACGGGCCCCUCCCAGGGAACUCGGUGAAGGUGCUGCAGGUGGAUGGGAGGCACAACAGCACCGUGGUGGAGCACCUGGCCCCCAACAGCACCUACCUGGUGACAGUGACCGCCAUCUACAGAUCCGGGAAGGAGAAAUCCCUGUCGGCCAAGGCCUGCACCCAGGAAGAGAGCUCCAGGGUGAGGCACCUCCGCUUCGAGGACGCGGGUCCCAACAGCCUGAAAGCGUCCUGGGACUCGGCGGACGGGGCCGUGCUGGGGUACCGGGUGCGCUGCCGGCGGCACAGCGGCCCCUCCUCGGUGCUCAGCGUGUCCGCCGAGGUGCGCAGCGUGCUGCUCACCGACCUGCCCCCGGGCACCGCCGGCAAGGUGUGUGUGCAGCCCGUGUACGGCAGCCGGCCCGGCAGGAGGCUCUGCCGCACCCUGCGCAGGCAGCCAGCUACUGAGGCCCAAGGAUACAGGCACAGACAGAGAGCGUGACAGCCUGGAGCCAGCUGAUUCCCCGCAGAGCAAGGGAUCUUGCUUGGACAAGGACUUGGACAAAAAAGGAGGAGUCAGGGGAGGAGAACACCUCACCUCCCAGCCUGCGCUGUCCCUUGAGGUGUCCUGCGUGUCCAGCCCAAAGCUUGUCCCCAGCCAAGUUCUCCCAGAGCUUAAAGGCUUGGCCUGGCAGGAUGGAAGAACCAAUCUGACUAAAAGAUGCCAAAUCUGUUCUCACCUCAUAAAAACACGCCUGACAAAUUACAAACAGGAGGCCAGGUGGUGGAUCCUCACUAUUGCUUGCUUGCUGCCUGCUCUCUAUUUAUUAAAGGUCGAUCCAGAUUUAUUUUUGCAGCUUAUGAGCGCACUCAGGGCUGGACUGUUCGGUGCCCUGGCCGUUCACCCAGGGAAAGAUUCCACGUGGCCAAAUCCGUUCCUGCUGCCAACAGCCAGGGAACCUGGAGUGUGAGAGAGCAGGAAACCCAAAAUCCUGGGAAUGUGCUUCCCCAGCAGGUCCCUCCAGGGCUCUCAACCCUCAGCUGAGCUCAAGGAGCAGCUGAGAGUCCAGAAAAGCCAGACAAGACCACCGAAAGCACUUAUUUUUGUUUCUGUGGGCCUGCCUGGGUCAUCACCACUGCAUUGCUCUGGCAUUCCUGCCAACCCCUUUUCACCAAAUGGGAGUCCUGCUGUCCUCGCGGAGAUUAAUUAGCCGGUCCUGUGGUUAAUUACAGGCAAUAAGUCUCCAGCACUCUGCACUCUGAACACACAGAGCACAUCUCUGGUGUCUUGUCCUUGUCCUGGGCUUCCACCCGGUGCUAAGCUUGAGCUACGCUUAAAAAUCAGGGGUUUUAAGGGAGAAGAGUAAAUCUGAUUCUUUCCCUUUGGUGCCAGGCUUGAACUCGCUGUCACUAAGCCACUGUGGAAAGGGGAGCUGCAAAAAAAAAAAAAAAAAAAAAAGGCAAAUUAAUUAUAAAUACCUAGUGACCAAGCAAAUGGUUUCAAAGUUCAGGGCUUAGGGCUGUAAAGGAAUGUAGAUACUUCUCUGCUAAACCCCAGCAUGAGUGGGAACACCCUCCCUCAGUAACUCUUGCUCUGUUUUAAGUUUAUUGCUUAUUUGUCCUACAUGUGGAACCUGUUUCUGAAGCCGUGCUGUUUGUUGGAGAGCCCCACGCAGCCUCACAAACCCUUCUUAAAAACGGCUUAAAACUGCUCCUCUCGGAGCUGAGAGGAACUUUUAUCCCUGACUUUGUCUCCUGAGAGCUGAAUCCUUCAUCUGCACGUUUCUGGAGCGUUUUCCUGGGGCUGCCUCGUUCAGGAGAGGGGGAAGGAAGGGAGGUGAGUCAUUCAUUAACUCUGUAAAGAGAUUUUCACAUGAUUUGUGUCCUCCUUCGGAAUGUGCCUUUGUGACUGAUUAAUCUCAGCGCUGAAGGGGGGCCAAAGCCCCUGGAACUGCUCAUGCAAUAAGAUGAUUUUGUUUGUUCUCGCUGUAGGACAGAAAUUAAGUUUGCACAACUCCCUGCAUAGUUUAUUAAUACAUUAACGUGUCAUCCCCCCCUUCAGUUGUAACACACCCUUUUGGAAGACAAUUAAAUAUAAAUACAAGAGCUGCU